Molecule: messenger RNA, 5647 nt
Organism: Oncorhynchus masou masou (cherry salmon)
Lineage: Eukaryota; Metazoa; Chordata; Actinopteri; Salmoniformes; Salmonidae
Product: glutamate receptor ionotropic, kainate 2-like
Exons: 17
Coding region: 342-3008 (888 amino acids)
Biological process (GO): modulation of chemical synaptic transmission; synaptic transmission, glutamatergic; monoatomic ion transport
Cellular component (GO): kainate selective glutamate receptor complex; postsynaptic density membrane; plasma membrane
Molecular function (GO): transmitter-gated monoatomic ion channel activity involved in regulation of postsynaptic membrane potential; kainate selective glutamate receptor activity
Source: RefSeq, a predicted model, not a curated record
CGCGAGUCUGAAGGAACCGAUCUGACUCGUCUCUAUCGGAACAAAUCAACUACUUUCUCAGCUCAUUCUAUUCGAAGACCGCCCGUGAAUGGAUUUCUCCCGGAUUUGCCCAGACUAACAUGGAUGCCCCACCGUUAGCUGAGUGGGAAGGUUGUUUCUUGGCGCAGUGAGCUGGACACGCAGCGCUUGCUAAUGGAUCUGGGGAAACGAAUGAUACCUUCUCCCUGACUGACCAUGCCGUGAUCUUGCGCGUGGGCCGUCACCCUGCUUAACGUCAAAAGAAACAUUUCGGGGGAAUCUACCGAUCCAGGGAAUAAAUACUGUGGCAUCACACAGACACCAUGAAGAUUACCUCCCCGCUCAUAAGUAAAGCGAGAUUCAGGUGCACCGUCAGGCUUCUACUGCUGCUAUUACUAUGUGUGGGAUAUUCUCGCGGGAUGCCACACGUUUUAAGAUUUGGAGGAAUAUUCGAGUCCAUUGAGUCGGGGCCGUCAGGUGCUGAGGAACUAGCCUUUAAAUUUGCUUUAAAUACAAUCAACAGGAACAGAACCCUACUGCCAAACACAACGCUAACAUACGACAUCCAACGGAUAAACAUCUACGACAGCUUCGAAGCCUCCAGAAAAGCCUGCGACCAACUAUCUCUGGGGGUGGCGGCCAUCUUCGGCCCCUCCCACAGCUCGUCGGCCAAUGCGGUCCAGUCCAUCUGUAACGCGCUUGGCGUGCCCCACAUCCAGACCAAAUGGAAGCACCAGGUGUCUGACAACAGGGACUCCUUCUACGUCAGCCUCUACCCAGACUUCUCCUCUCUCAGCCGUGCCAUUCUGGACCUGGUUCACUUCUUCAAGUGGAAGACGGUCACCGUUGUCUAUGAUGACAGCACAGGUCUUAUUCGGUUACAGGAGCUCAUAAAGGCUCCAUCUCGCUACAACAUCCGCUUGAAGAUCCGCCAGUUGCCAGCGGAUACCAAGGACUCCAAGCCUCUCCUCAAGGAGAUGAAGAGAGGGAAGGAGUUCCACGUCAUCUUCGACUGUGGACACGAAAUGGCUGCCGGCAUCCUAAAACAGGCUCUUGCUAUGGGGAUGAUGACAGAGUACUAUCACUACAUCUUCACCACACUGGACCUGUUUGCGCUGGACGUGGAGGCCUACCGUUACAGUGGGGUGAACAUGACUGGCUUUAGGAUCCUGAAUACGGAGAACAGCCAAGUGGCCUCCAUCAUAGAGAAGUGGUCCAUGGAACGCCUGCAGGCCCCGCCCAAACCUGACUCUGGCCUACUGGACGGCUUCAUGACGACGGACGCUGCGCUCAUGUACGAUGCCGUGCACGUGGUGGCCGUGGCCGUGCAGCAGUCUCAGCAGAUCACUGUCAGCUCCCUACAGUGCAACAGACACAAACCCUGGCGCUUUGGGAACAGAUUCAUGGCCCUCAUCAAAGAUGCCCACUGGGAUGGCUUGACUGGGCGGAUCACUUUCAACAGAACCAACGGCUUGAGGACAGACUUUGACCUGGAUGUGAUUAGUCUGAAGGAGGACGGACUGGAGAAGAUUGGAACAUGGGACCCUCCUAGUGGCUUGAACAUGACAGACCACCAGAAAGGGAAGACAUCCAAUGUCACAGACUCCUUAGCCAACAGAUCUCUAGUUGUCUCCACCAUACUGGUGGAGCCCUAUGUGAUGUUCAAGAAGUCAGACAAGCCCCUUUACGGUAACGACCGCUUUGAGGGUUACUGCAUCGACCUGCUGAGGGAGCUGGCUAGCAUCCUGGGGUUCACCUACGAGUUGCGUCUGGUGGAGGACAGCCGCUACGGAGCCCAGGACGAGACCACGGGCCAGUGGAACGGCAUGGUCAAGGAGCUGAUCGACCACAAAGCUGAUCUGGCAGUGGCUCCCCUGGCCAUCACCUACGUGAGGGAGAAGGUCAUCGACUUCUCCAAGCCCUUCAUGACACUGGGGAUAAGUAUCCUCUACCGCAAGCCCAACGGAACCAACCCUGGGGUCUUCUCCUUUCUCAACCCCCUCUCACCCGAUAUCUGGAUGUAUAUUCUGCUGGCUUACUUGGGUGUCAGUUGUGUGCUGUUUGUCAUAGCCAGGUUUAGUCCCUACGAGUGGUAUAACCCCCACCCCUGCAACCCCGACUCAGAUGUAGUGGAAAACAAUUUCACCCUUCUAAAUAGUUUCUGGUUCGGAGUUGGAGCUCUCAUGCAGCAAGGCUCUGAGUUAAUGCCCAAAGCCCUGUCCACCAGGAUCGUAGGAGGCAUCUGGUGGUUCUUCACCCUGAUAAUCAUCUCCUCCUACACGGCCAACCUGGCUGCCUUCCUCACUGUGGAGAGGAUGGAGUCGCCCAUCGACUCAGCUGACGACCUGGCCAAGCAGACCAGGAUAGAGUAUGGAGUGGUGGAGGAAGGAUCCACCAUGACCUUCUUCAAGAAAACCAAGAUCUCCACAUACGACAAGAUGUGGGAGUUUAUGAGCAGUCGGAGGCACUCUGUGAUGGUGAAGGAUAUUGACGAAGGGAUCCACCGAGUUCUCACCUCGGACUACGCCUUCCUCAUGGAGUCCACCACCAUCGAGUUUGUCACCCAGCGCAACUGCAACCUUACGCAGAUAGGGGGUCUCAUCGACUCCAAAGCCUACGGUGUGGGAACCCCCAUGGGCUCUCCGUACAGAGACAAGAUCACCAUAGCGAUCCUGCAGCUGCAGGAAGAAGGAAAGCUGCACAUGAUGAAGGAGAAGUGGUGGAGGGGGAACGGUUGUCCGGAGGAUGAGAAGAAUAAGGAGGCCAGCGCUCUGGGGGUCCAGAACAUCGGGGGCAUCUUUAUUGUGCUGGCGGCUGGACUCGUCCUGUCGGUGUUCGUGGCAGUCGGAGAGUUCAUCUAUAAGUCCAAACAAAACGCACAACUGGAAAAGCCCCAACGGCACCAAGGUGAUAGGAAGCGUGAGGAGUUCUGCUGUCACCACGGACCCUCCAAGCAGCUACCUGUAGACUUUAACCACCAGCUCAAAUGACCUCCAGAAAGACUCCAGAGACUCCAGUCAUCUACAUUUACCUUACAAUGCACAAAUUGUACUUUUUUAACUUCAGAUAGUUCCCGAUUGGGAAGUCUCCUGUCGGAAGAACUGGCAGCAAUGUUAUGGUCACAACGUUUGAAUGAAAAGUUUCCAUUGGUGCAUGGUUGGGUGUAUGUUUUCGAAAGGCGGCCCUAAAACUAUAGGUGCAGGGUUUCACACGAUGGGAUUGGAAGGUUGGCCCAAAUGCAUGAUCCAUAAGGCUGAAGUAAAUGUCACCAGUCUUCAUGUCACCCUCAACACACAGCCACAGCAAUCCUCUCCCAAAAAACAAAUUGUUAUUAUCAGAUACAAACUUUUGGACAGACAAGCCAAAAUGAAUCAAGCUAUAAUUGCAAACUCUGAAGGCUUGGUUUUGAAAACACAUGUAAGCUUUCAGAUAUUAUAACAUACUAUCUACUCUACUGAAUAAUCUCAUAUUGAAAGUGUAAUGCUACAACAACACAUCACUCAUUGUCAACACCAUGUACACCUUUUGAUGUUCCCCUUAAUCCCAUGUCCUGUCCUUCCUGUCUUGUCCUUCUUGUCCUGAUCUGUCCUUCCUCUCCGGUCCUUUCUGUCCUUCCUGGGAUUCCUGUCCUGUCUUUCAUGUCCUGUCCCGUCCUGUCUUUCCUUUCUAACACAGUGCUCUCUCACCCAACAACAGUCUCAUAAAUCUCAAACGCCAACCCCUACUUAGCUCUCCACAGGAGCCUGGUCUGCACUAAGAGCUUUCUUCUACACCCUCCAUCGAUCCCACAAUGCAGUGAUGCUGCUGCUGCUUCUCGGCCAUAAGCCCCCAUAUCAAUGAUUCACAGCAUCUAGUCAUGAAGUGAUGUUCAGAGUCCUUCUGUCAACGACAACACACACACACACACACACACACACACACACACACACACACACACACACACACACACACACACACACACACACACACACACACACACACACACACACGCACAGCACUACACCCACAGAGCAGCCAGGGGAGACGGGAGGGGAGGUCCCCCAUCAAUAGGAUGUCAUUUAAAGAAUGCUAAAGAACGAUAUGGCUAAUAAAAACCCAUAUGGAAGGUUGGUAGUGAGUAGGGAGUAAUAGUCAGCCGAGCCAGAGAAAAGAGAAGGAGAGUGAUGAUUUAAUAGAAACCUCAACAUCGUUUGAUGUUGAUCAUGAUCUCUUCCUGGUGUUCUUCAGCAUGUCUUUGUGUCAGACACAGCAGUUGAGGAAGAUACGUUUCACCCUCUUAUCAGCUCAGAACUAGGUGGAGGAGAGUAGAUAGCAGAUAUAUCCAGACAGAGAAUAGAAUAGACAGAGAAUAGAAUAGAAUAGACAGAGAAUAGAAUAGACAGAGAAUAGAAUAGAACAGACAGAGAAUAGAACAGACAGAGAAUAGAACAGACAGAGAAUAGAAUAGAACAGACAGAGAAUAGAACAGACAGAGAAUAGAAUAGACAGAGAAUAGAAUAGACAGAGAAUAGAAUAGAAUAGACAGAGAAUAGAACAGACAGAGAAAAGAAUAGACAGAGAAUAGACCUCACUCACAUAUCUCACUCACACAUCACAUAUCUGUUUCAAGAUGAGUUGUUAGAUGUCAGUCCAUUUAGCAUUUUAUUUUCACACUACCUGUGCCUAUAUGCUACAAUUAUAUAAGUUGUGUAACUCAACAUUUUAACACCCAAUUGAUAACUGACAAAGGUGUAUAUUGCUUUUCAUAAAUUCUCAUAAUCAAUCUUUUUUUUAUGUCAGAUGAUCUGAGAAGCAAUACAUUUUUUACUCAUCCAAAACAAAAAGACAUUCUCCAAGAGGUUUGAGUGUCACACAAUCACAACGUGUAUUUUAGUAUGUGUGGCCCAUUGCCACUGUUUUAACUGUUAAACCUUGACACGAUAUGCAGAGUACCAAGUGUACCAAGUAUUCCCAUAUCAAUCCAAUAAUUAGUCACAUUUGAAAAUACCUGAUAUUUUAUUUAAUUGCACAAGAUCCUUUACUUGAAUGUGUCAACAGUACAGGGUUGUAUUUUCACCAUGAUGCUGAAAGUGUCAAUUUGAAAAUGUUCUACUAAGCAUCUCUUUGUUGGGUUUGUCAUGCUUGAUAGCGCACACCCUGCAAUUUGCAUUUUUUAAAGUACCAGUCAGAAGUUAGGACACACCUACUCAUUCAAGCACUUUUCUUUAUUUUUACUAUUUUCUAUAUUGUAGAAUAAUAGUGAGGACAUCAAAACUAUGAAAUCAUGUAGUAACCCCAAAAUAUUUUUUCUAUUUUAUAUUCUUCAAAGUAGCCACCCUUUGCCUUGAUGACAGCUUUGCACACUCUUGGCAUUCUCUCAACCAGCUUCAUGAGGUAGUCACCUGGAAUGCAUUUCAAUUAACAGGUGUGCCUUGUUAAAAGUUUUAUUUUGUGGAAUUUAUUUCCUUCCCAAUGCAUUUGAGCCAAUCAGUUGUGUUGUGACAAGGUAGAGGUGGUAUAUAGAAGAUAGCUCCAUUUGGUAAAAGACUAAGUCCAUAUUAUGGCAAGAACCGCUCAAAUAAACAAAGGGAAACAACAUUCCAUCCUUAAUUUAAGACAGGAAGGUCAGUCAAUUCGGAGAAUGCCAAGA